GUUUGUCUAUUACGAGCAAGGAGUUCGGUCAGUCCGAGUUACGCCUAUUAGCGCCUGUAAGCGCCUAUUCCGGUCAAGCGGGGCGGCCACCGUCAUCUAUCCAGGAACCAUCAGCUGAGCCACUUAUACUUUGAGUUUAUGGCACGAUUUUAUUGCCUCAGCUUCUGAAAUACAUUCUCGUCCUCCUCUUUCCACAAUGGCCAGUAAACAGUUGGGCAAACUUCGCCAGUGGGCAGGCGAAGUCAUCUCUUCCAGAGAAAAGACCGUCAUUUCUGAAGAAUUCAAGGAGCUUGAGCAAGAUGUUGAACUCCGUAGAGGUGGUGUUGAGCGGCUGUUUUUGGCUUCCAAAGGAUACCACCAUUCGCUCACGAAGAAGAAAGACAACAUAGCUCUUGAUGAUCCAGAGAAGCUUCUUCCACUGGAUACAUUAGGUAUCGUCAUGAUUACACAUGGAGAGGAAUUUGGGGGUGAUUCUGAGUUCGGCGCGUGUCUCACAAAACUCGGACGUGCCCAUUGCAAGAUAGCCACUCUCCAAGAAACCUAUGCCAUUACAUUUCACGAUACUUUCAUGGCCUCUAUCGAAAAGUUUGGAGACGAAAUCAAGGAGUUUGAUCAGAUGAAGAAGAAGCUAGAAAGUCGACGAUUGAGUUAUGACGCUGCGAUAUCAAAGGUAGAGAAAUUGAAGAACGGCAAGAAGGAUAAGGAAAAAGAAAGGAAGGAAGCGGAGGAGGAAUUGGAGAGUGCUCAAGCCCGAUACGAAGAGACCGCAGAAGACUUGCGAGCGCAAAUGCACUUGAUCCAAGAGAACGAAAUAGACCAGACGCGUGAAAUGACUGCCUUCUUGGAUCUCGAGUUGAACUACGUCGAACAAUAUCUAGAGGUGAUGAAGGAUGUGAAAUCUGAGUGGUCCAUCAGCAGUGCAACUCGUAUGAACUCGAUACGCAGGCCUAGCACAAUUUCUCGUUCUACUUCCGUCAAAACAAAGUCUCCCAAAAUACCUCCCGCCCCGCACAAACGGACCCCUUCUGUAAAGUCGCAUGGCACGCAAGAUGCAACUUCCUUAGACUUGACAGAUGACGACGAUGAAGAGGCCUCACGUACACUUGCGUCUCGGAGUCGACGGUCUUCCAUGCACCGUGCUGAUGGGACAACGGGCACGUCGAUCUCCCGUCCGUCCUCGCGCGCGUCGAGGAAAAGGUCGGAUAGCAGCGGUGCCCCAGGGGACACGGAUAAGAAUUCUCGUAAAAUGAGUGUUGCUGGUUGGGCUUCGACUGCGAUGGGCUCAUUCUCAGGCCGGAGCAAGAAAUCGAGAGACAAGGAACAGUUUUCUACAUUAGAUGACAGUAGUGGAGGUGCUUCGAGAGGGUCUUUAGAUGACGUCGAUUGGAAUCCCGCGUCCGCUCCGAUGUCAUCCUCACUCAACAAAUCGUCUUCCCUGGGCAAAAAGUCACUCUCCAACCUUCGGGGCACCAAGUCCAACAGUGGCAGCCCGCAGAUCCCACCGCGCAUUCUUAGACCCCCGUCAUUACAAGGCAAAAAGGUGAUGAGGGCUUUGUAUGAUUUUGAUGGCGCCGCGGAUGAGCUGUCGUUCAAGGUUGGAGAUGAGAUUGUCGUGAUCAGUGAGGUAUUGGACGGAUGGUGGACGGGUGAGGUCCAUGGGAAACAGGGCUUGUUCCCGACUCCGUAUACAGAGGUGGUCCCUGCGAAGCCUCCGCUUCCUAACCGACCUGAUCUUUCGGGAAUGGGUGGAAAGAAAUCCGCCAACGGAUCCAAAGGUUUCGGGUCCAGGGAGUCGGUGUCUUCAGGGGAUAAUGUCUUGGACGAAGACAAUAUACUUGAUGUACACCCCCUUUCGGCAUCAAAUAGCCCAUUCUUUGGUGGCCUAGUGUCACCAACAGCCGCACAUCAGAACAAUGCGGACACGGAAAGUAUUCUGAGUAGUCUCGUUUCCGAAGGUGAGGAUGAAAGCGAUUUCCUCGUCAGAUCGAGACAAGCGACAUCAGUAACUGCUGCACGUUCAAUAUUAUCCUCUCUACCUUCACUAUCCCACCGCUCGUCUUCAGACGUCUCUUCCUCAACCAGCACAUCCUCUGGUGUCUACGGUGUCUAUGGAAAUGGUGGAAUCACCAAGAAAGCCCCUCCGCCUCCUCCGCCGCCGAGACGGAUGACGGCUGCACCGAUCGCGACUCCCCCUAUACCUUCCCGGAAAUUUACCGGCAGUAACAGGUCGCAAUCAUUUGGUGCUGGAUCGGGAUCUGGGUCACAGUUCAUUCCUACUCCUGGGUCGUCGGUAAGUAGCCAUGGGUAUGAUACGUCGCCGUUUGAGAGUGCGACAGAGCUUCAGUCGUCUGCUGGUCAAGGUUCGGGAUGUGGUCAGUUCAAGCAGAACCCGUUCAAGCCGAAGGGGAUGUGCAGUAAUUGCUUUGAGUACCAUUGAUGGACUCGCGAUAUACAUUCUAAAUUUCAGAUUCACUAAUUUUGGGACUUUUGAUUUCAUUAGACAUUUACUGUGUAAAUAUUUGCAUCUAACAUGACGACAGAAUAGCUAGGACUUGGGCCUUUUGUUUAUGCGGUUGCGAUCAAACGAGAAAGCACGAUAAGGGGACAACGUGCUUGCUGGCAGGGUUCUGCCAUGGUUAAUGGCAUGCGCCUUUGGGUCAAGCGGUCUGCGUAAGUUGAAGCGUGUUCAAUAAAACCUCUAGUGUGAGUUGUGGUGAUGUGAUAAUGGCGCAAGGAUCUUUCGUUCCCGUUUGGUGGCGAGACGAUUAUCCGGUGAUGCUGGAGCUUUCUACAUAUGAUUACAUUCUAAUUCUAGAGCAGUCCGUAAAUGUUGGAAUUAGGAAAAGAAAGGAACGUGUGUGCAUCUGGUUGACAUCGUUACAUUGCCGAAUUUAGCAG
Lentinula edodes (shiitake mushroom) is the source of this 2898-nucleotide messenger RNA. RefSeq lists its product as uncharacterized. Lineage: Eukaryota; Fungi; Basidiomycota; Agaricomycetes; Agaricales; Omphalotaceae. Bases 197 to 2437 code for a protein of 746 amino acids. Gene Ontology annotation, cellular component: cytoplasm; actin cortical patch. Gene Ontology annotation, biological process: plasma membrane tubulation; actin cortical patch localization; endocytosis. The transcript has 8 exons. The record is from RefSeq and is a predicted model, not a curated record. Gene Ontology annotation, molecular function: protein binding; lipid binding.